AAAACGCACACUCAAAAUAGAGUUUAAGAGGAGAUACUACGCAUCGUAUAGACAGAAACCCUUGGGAGGUUCCUCUUUCAGAAAACCCCUUCUUCUUCAAUUUCCCCCAAAUCUUCAUUAUUAUGUCUUUCAUGGAAGACGAAGAUGAUGAUUUCGGAGAUCUCUAUACAGAUGUUCUUCUUCCUUUCACUACUCCCUCUUCUUCAUCACAACCACCGCAACAACCACCACCACCGCAGCCCCUUUCUUCCGAUCUCAGCAAUGAUGAUGAUAAAAAAUCAUAUGGUGGUUCUUCCAAUCCUAAAUCGUCUAUUCCUUCUGAAACCCUAGUUUCGGAUCGAAAUCAUGGUGGUGAGAAUUUUGUUACAGAAGAAGAGGUAGUAACUAGGGUUUCACCCAAAGCAGAUGCAAGUAGGGUUCUUGAUUUUGGUGCAUCUGUAAAAUCAGAACCUUUUGUGAGUUCUGCAAUUGACGAUGAUGUUCGAGUUGAUGGAGAUGAUGAUGAGAGCGGUGCCGUUGCUGGUGCUGGAGGAGAACUGAAAAUGGAGAGGAUGGAUAUGGAUGAUGGACAACCUAUGAUUCCAGGUUUGUCUUCAUCUUCAUCUCAAUUUAUUCCUCCUGCUGCUGCUCCUGGGGUUUUUCAUGAUGAGGAAGAGGAGGGAGAACCUAUGGAAGCUUCGAAAAGAGAGGAGGACGAAUGGGAUAGUGACAGUGAUAGCGAAGAUGAUCUCAAGAUAGUUCUUAAUGAGGACGAGCAUGACGGCAUGAAUGGGAAAGAACAUGAGGGUGAAGAAGAUGAAGAUGGUCAAGAUUUGGUUAUUGUUGCUGGAGAUGAUCAGAUUCAUCAGCUUGGAGACGAACAAGAAUUGGGCGAGGAUGGGACUAAGCAGAUGGGCGAUGGCGUCGAAAGGAAGGAAAUUGGCGAAGGAGGACCUAAAGCAUUGAAUGGUGGAGUCAUGAUGCCUAAUGCUGGCGGGGUGAGACCAAUGUAUCCAAAUCAAGGGUUUCAUCCACAUCAUUCUCAGUUUAAGUAUGUAAGACCCGGUGCAGCAAUGGUACCUGAUGGAGCUAAUGUUGGUCCUGGAGGUCUCCAAAACCAAGUUCGCCCCCUUGGCAACAUGGGCACUGUUCCUGGAGCUGGUAGAGGUGAUUGGAGACCUAUGGGGGUGAAGGGUGGUCCUCCCAUGCAGAAAGGGUUUCAGGCAGGUUUUGGAUUCCCUGGACAAUUUGGAAGAGGACCGGAGUUCACACUUCCAUCUCACAAAACGGUAUUUGAUAUUGACAUUGAUGGCAUAGAGGAAAAGACAUGGAGAAAUCCUGGUGUUGAUAUAUCUGAUUUUUUCAAUUUUGGAUUGAACGAGGAGGCCUGGAAAGAUUACUGCAAACAGCUGGGGCAACUACGUCUGGAAGCUACCAUGCAGUCCAAAAUCCGGGUGUAUGAAAGUGGGCGAUCCGUGCAGGACUACGAUCCGGAUCUGCCUCCCGAACUUGCUCUUGCAGCUGGUGGUCAAGAUACUGUUGAAAAUUUGAAUCCUGGAAAGAUAGAUGGGGGACAAGGUGAUUCAACUGGCCAAGGAAGAGGAGCUGCACAUGCACGGCCGAUGAUGCCACCAGGGAGGGCAAUUCAAGUGGAAGGUGGUUAUGGUGAGCGUCUUCCAUCCGCAGAAACCAGACCACAGCGAGCCCGUGAUACCGAUUCAGUCAUAGAGAUCGUGUUGCAGGGCUCCGUGGAUGAUGAUUUAUCCACUGAUAACGGUAAUGAUGAGCAACUUGGGGUGCAAGGAGAGGAUCUUAAAGGGGACCACGAGACUGAAGAGGAUAUGGCUGAACAGCCUGAUAAUGAAUCUUAUGAAGGAGAUGGUACUCUGCCUUUCCCAUCAGAAGCAGCACCUAUUCAUUAUCGUCCUGGUUCUAAAGGGCAUAACCCUGUCUAUCCUACAGGGGCUUUUGGCUUGCCUCAUGAAGGAAGGCGGCCACAGGGGGACGUACGUGUCAACUCUAAUCAUGCUGCUGUAGGUAGCAAAUCCUAUGAUACAAGUAAGGGAAAAUCAAGUAGAAGCAGUGAAGGAAAUCAGACCCCAGAGUCAUCAUCUCAUGUUCAAGUUGAUGGUGCGAGGGGUUCGGUUUCAGAACAUAAAGAUGAUUUGCAUAAUGAACUUGCUACAGCUGACAGCAGUGUUAGGAUAGAUGAGGGUGAAAUGAGUAGGGAUGUGACACUUACAGAUGAUGCUACUGGAGAUGGACAAAUUAUCUCUAAAGCUGAGCAACCUGCAGUGAUGGAUAUUGACGAGGGGUAUGACCUAAUGCCAACACGUAGCAGUGACAACAGCAAAGCAAGAUCAGGCGGCAGCAGGGAUUAUCAAAAAAAGCGUGAAACUGGUGAGGAAGAAGUCGUUCAAGAGGCACGUUCUAGACGAACGGGUGAGAUGAGAAGACGUCGCGAUGAAGAUGAAAAUAGCUUCCGAAAGAGAGGUAGUACUGACAGAGAUGGUAGGCUAGAUGUUGGGAGAAACCUCAUACCUGUAAAAGUCAGAGAAGAUUCUCAUCACCCCAGUAGAGAAUCUUACCCUAAUCCUGCACAUCAAUUGCAUCCAAAGAUCACAGACUUUGAAAUGUGGCGGGAUAGUAGUUCUGUUGGAGCUCGGCAAAGAAGAGAUGACGAGACACAUGCGAGAAGGGUAAGAGAUGAAGAGACAAGAAAGCGGGAGCGUGUUGAGGAAAUUGGGUCCAGGCACGGGAGUAAGGCUCGUGAAAGUGAAAGUAAUGAAAGAGAGGAGCAUCAUCAUCACUCAAGGAAACGUUUGGAAAAUAGUGAAUGGAGGGGACGCCCUGAAAAGAUUGUGGGGCAUAGCCAGAGGGAUAGGGAUGAUUACAUGAUGAAUAGGCUCGAAAGCUUGAACGAUCCUCCCACUAAAAGAAGAAAGGAUGAGGAGUAUCCAAGGAGGGAACAAGCUGAGAAAGAAGAAUACUUACAUGGGUUCAGGACUAGAGAAGGCAGCAGUAGAAGAAACCGGGAGCCUGAUGAUUUUAUGGAACAUAGGAGAGAUGAUAGGCUGAGAUUAAGGGAGAAGCUCGAUGACCCACAUUUCCUUAGGCACAGGGAUGACAGUUGGCGGCUGAGGGAGAGAGAUGAAUGGCAGAGGCUUAAACAGCCACAUGAGGACAUAUUUCCAAAUCGAGAAAGAGAAGAAAUCAGGGGUUCAGUAAGGAGUUCGCGUGGAACAGAGGACAAACAUAUGAUGGGUAAUGCAAGGAUUAAGGAUGAGUCUAGAGUCGUAGGUUUUGAAAAAGACUACCCGUUUAAAGAUAAAAAGCGGCUGAACGAACAAUCUAAGCGAAGAGAGAGAGAAGAGGAUGCCACUCUUUUACAGCACAGGGGACGUGAAGAUGUCUUUGCAAGUGAAAAUUAUGCCCACAAUGAGGACAGGAACCCUAGGCAUGAAAGGUCAAGCAAAAAUGGUGAUCAUUCUGUCGAUAAUAGGCAAUGGUCGAACAAGGAGAGAGCGAAAGAUAUCUCAAGGAGUAAAGAAUCUGAACUCGGCGAUCAAAAUACUGCACGCAGCAAAAGGAAGCAAGAAGAAUCUAGUGCUCACCGAUAUGUCAAGGUUGGCAAAGGUGCCAGUGAGCAGGAAAGUGGUAACAUCCCCACUGAAUCACGUGCUUCUGGGCAGUCAAGGACAGUUUCUUCCUCGCUCUCCAAGAAGAAUCACAAGGAGCUUGAACCCCCUGUGCAAGUGCAACACAACUCUAGAAACCACCGGCAAGAUGCUUCCUCAGAUGAUGAACGUCAGAAUUCGAGGAGACGAGUUUCCAAGCAAGAUAGUUCAAUGAAUGAGAAAGAGAGGACACGCAGUACCAACACAAAGACCAAGGAGGCAAACAAGAACAACAAGAAUGAUGCAGCUUCUUUAGCUAGUGACCAACCAGAUGAACUGGUUAAGAAAGUCGAGACAGGUGAUAAUCAACAUCCCCCAAAUGAGGAAAAAGCUGCGGGAGAUUCUGAAAGAAAUGGAGAUGACCGUAGCCACCUUGAUACAGUAGCAAAACUGAAGAAACGAAGUGAGCGGUUCAAGCUUCCACUGACAAGUGAAAAAGAUGCUACUGGAAACAGAAAGACAGAUGCUGAAGUGGUUACUACCCAUAGCGAGACCGUGGCUGAUGAAGCUGGGAUUAAACCGGAGAGGCCAGCUCGGAAGCGUAGGUGGACUGGUAGCUAAAUAUGAGACUCAGUUGUUGGAGAGGAUGUUGGCAAUGUCUGUUUCUGUUUUGUGUGGAUUUGGCUGGGCCUUUUGCUAUGAUCAGCAUGACCUGAUUAGCGCCUUAGUGACGGAUCACAUCAUGUUAUCUUCUGCAUCCUGGCUGCUCUAAUCUUUUGGUUUCAGCAUCGUUUUAUUUUCUUAAUACUCAGGCUGCUAUAUAUGUAUCUUUAUAACACAUGUAUGAUGAGAAACUGUAACAUUGAACACGUAAAUGGUUGUCUUAGUGACUUAUUUUUGUACUGUGGAGAGAACGGGAUCGUGUCUGAUACCCAUUGAGAACAUUAUUGUUGUUGUGACUGUUCAGAAGAAUUCCGUCACGUGGCAGAACGGUUUCUCUUGGAGCAUGCAGAGGCAGAGCAGAAUUUGUGCCCUUGCAGGCAGGUAGUACAAGGUUUGUCAGAGGCAGAACUUGGGCAUCUGGCCUUGUGAAAUCAAGGAUUUUUCGAAAGCUUACAUCAGAGCAACAGGGAAUUCGGUUUAACCAAUUUUAUCUAGUGUAUUAUUAUGUUGAGUUCAUCUACUUAUAUCUUGUUCUUGCCUCCAUACUUAGUUCAAUUUUCUUUUUGUCAACUAUAAGUAGGUUACGGGGAAAUCCCCUUGUAUGUGUAAUUUAGAAUAUAAUUAUGGAAUAAUAAAGGGAAAAAUGGAAAUUGUUGAAAGUUUACCUA
This is a messenger RNA of Papaver somniferum (opium poppy), 4927 nucleotides long. RefSeq names its product FIP1[V]-like protein. The transcript has 9 exons. Bases 123 to 4217 code for a protein of 1364 amino acids. Gene Ontology annotation, biological process: mRNA processing. The record is from RefSeq and is a predicted model, not a curated record. NCBI's taxonomy places the organism in Eukaryota, Viridiplantae, Streptophyta, Magnoliopsida, Ranunculales, Papaveraceae.